Molecule: messenger RNA, 3306 nt
Organism: Cottoperca gobio
Lineage: Eukaryota; Metazoa; Chordata; Actinopteri; Perciformes; Bovichtidae
Gene: gpr12
Product: G protein-coupled receptor 12
Exons: 2
Coding region: 851-1876 (341 amino acids)
Biological process (GO): G protein-coupled receptor signaling pathway
Cellular component (GO): membrane
Molecular function (GO): G protein-coupled receptor activity
Source: RefSeq, a predicted model, not a curated record
UGGAAAAACGCAAACAGACGAUUUAAUGCUUGGUCAGCGAUCACAUACACGCACAUCAACAUGUCACCCAUCAGCAGAGGUGUCUCUUAGGCAGUGCUGCAAGGAUGGAGAGAUGAGGCAGAGAAGAUGGAGGACAGGGGAGAGGGAGGGGAGGAGGUUGGUGUGACACACAUCAGGGUUGCUGUUAAUAGCACACAGAGGACCAGAAUAGCAGCGCGUCGCAGGAGGAAAGCUGCAUCCUGCAUCUUCAUAUCUUAAACUCAGGCACAAAACAAUCACUGAAACUAACAGCUCAACACUUUGCAUUGUGCAGUUUGUUCAGGUGAGCCGACACGAGCUUUAUUGGGUGAGACAAGUGUUGCAACAUAUAGUCAUGGUGUUGAAAGAAAGCAUGUUACAAUAAGUGACUGCAGGCAUGUGCAACAUAUAGAUUCCGGGACACACACCUGUGUUUGUCCUUGAGACAGCGCGGACCAGACACUUCAACUGAGUUCAACCGGUCUCUUGGUCUGGCACAUUUGGGACUCCUCCUCUCCUCCCCAUAUCCUCACCUCCCCUCCUCUCCUCCCCUCAUCUCUCCUCACCUCCUCCCCUUCCGCCGCUGCUCCUCUCGCUGCUGCACAGCCGCAGUACACGGCGACGCGCCGUUAACGGCAGAGCCGCUCCGCGCUCUUUUCUUCUUCUCCCAUCAUCCUCGCUUUCAGGCAGAGAGGACCAGCAUCUCCCUCCCCGAGCUGCGUGUCUGUCCACUGGUGCUGCACCAUCCCUAUCAGUAACAUGGAAAUACAAGGCUGUGCUUCUUCCAACUAGACGGGACGUCUCACCUCACAGAGUCAAGACGGGGGGUACAAUGAGUGAAGAGCCAGCGGUCACCUCCAGCUGGUUGACCCCUGAUCCCACGGCGUGGGCCAGCGGAGGCGGAGGACCGAUAGACAACAGCACCAGCCUGGGGACGUUUCCAGCGGACUCCCUCCCGCCCAGCCAGCUGCCCCUGCUGGUCAACCCCUGGGACAUCGUGCUGUGCUCUUCAGGGACUCUGAUAGCCUGUGAGAAUGCCCUGGUGGUGCUGGUGAUCUGGCAGAACCCGUCGCUCAGAGCUCCCAUGUUCCUACUGAUUGGCAGCCUGGCGCUGGCCGACCUACUAGCCGGCCUGGGCCUGGUGCUUCACUUCACCUGUGCCUACUUGCUUCAAUCCGACUCGGCCCAGUUGCUGACCGUGGGCCUGGUGGUGGCCUCCUUUUCCGCCUCUGUCUUCAGUCUACUGGCCAUCACUAUUGACCGCUACCUGUCGCUGUACUAUGCCCUCACCUACAACUCCGAGCGGACAGCGGCCUUCACCUACACCAUGCUCGUGCUGCUGUGGGGCCUGUCCCUGUGUCUGGGCCUGCUGCCGGUCACAGGGGUCAACUGCCUGGCAGAGGAGGCUACAUGCAGCGUGGUGCGGCCACUCACAAAGAACAACAUCGCCGUGCUGUCCGUCUCCUUCCUGCUGCUCUUCGGCCUCAUGCUGCAACUAUAUGUUCAGAUCUGCAAGAUUGUGAUGCGCCACGCUCACCAGAUCGCCCUCCAGCACCACUUCCUGGCCGCCUCGCCCCACUACGUCACAACGCGGAAGGGCGUGUCCACGCUGGCCAUCAUCCUGGGUACCUUUGCUGCCUGCUGGAUGCCAUUCACUGUCUACUCUCUCAUUGCCGACUACACCUACCCUCCACUCUACACCUACGCCACGCUGGUGCCUGCCACCUACAACUCCGUCAUCAACCCGGUCAUCUACGCCUUCAGGAACCAGGAGAUCCAGAAGGCGCUGUGGCUGGUGUGCUGCGGCUGUGUGCCUGCCAGCGUGGCUCAGCGUGCUCGGACCCCUAGUGCUGUCUGACCAAACAGACCCAGGUGGGAAGAGAGAGGCGCCCUGAGUCAGCUCUGCUCCUCACUGGAUCUGUCUGGUGUCAGAGAGAGCAGGGGGGGUCAGGGGAAGUGGCAGAGGGCUGUGUCUUCAGUUCUGGCUGGAGAAGUUAUUGGCAGAGGCAGAUUUGUUAGUUAUCCACAGCCCACCUGGAUGGAUGCCGUUUUUUUCUUUGUUGCACUCACCAUAACGCAAGGUGUCUCACUGUCUUCCCCAGUAAAGGCGGCCACUGCGUGGGCAGCAUCCCGCCCCCUCCCUUUCAACCCGCGCCACGCCCUUCCUCUAUUCUGCAGAGCGCGCUGAGUACAUCACAUGUUUUUACAGGCAGCAGCUGUAUAUACAAUGUGCAUAUAGUUAACAGCACUGGAGCUUUGGUUGACACGUGCUUGGUUUUCUUCAAAUAGGGAGGGAUUGUUAGUUUGCACCCCUGUGCGUGCGUGCGUGCGUGCGUAAAAGCGCACGGCAUAUUUAUUUAGGCAGUCUUUGCAGUGAGGAGAGGAGAGAGCAACCGCGGUUGACUACGCACGCAGGCAUUUCCACAUACAGCCCGUCUGGAGCAGCUUGCCGGCUCUCUGCUGCUGCACUUUGGACGUGCGUCGAAAGCUAAACAGCCGCGGAGAGCUAAAAAUAGUCCCGGCCGCUCUCUGAUCCGCGCCCUGCGUCCUCCACAGACACCGAGAAAGAAAUCAAGCCGCUUCUUCUCCUCCUCCUCCUCACCUCUCCACAUGUAUCAGUCUUCUUUUCUCCCAGGUUUGUGCGUGAAUGUGUGUUAGUUCAUUAGACAAAGCCCCAGGAGAUUCCAGCAUUGACCCAUCCUCCAUUUAUUUUUAAAUCACUAACGGAGGCAGCAAACCCAAUUUAAACCUGUCGGAUUAUGUCCCUCCUGUUUCACCUUUUGAAUGGAGAAUGAUUUUGACUUUUUGAAUGUCUGUUAUUAUAAUUUUACUAAGAAAACCCGAAAAUUAGAAUUUUGAAGGUCGUUUUUAAACAAAUAUCAAAUGUGUUAGAGGAAUCCUAUGGGAUAGUAAAUGAACAUGCUUAUGAUCAGAUCAAUACAAACCUGUAGCCAAAGCGAUUUUUGUGUGGGAAUCUGCUCAUAUAUUUCCAUUUAUUUGAUAUUUGUGACUUUGAAAGAACUAGACUUCAGUGGAAUGUGCAUAUAACAAGCACACAUGCCUUUCCCCCCCUCCUGAGUUCAGGGUGGUAGGUCACAUGGGCCACUGCCAGCCAUGUGUCACUGUUCCCUGAUGUCAUCAUGACCCUAAUAGUUGUUUAUGUACACAGUGUACCUCACAUGUAUCACAUUGAAUGAGCUACAAUCAUCACUUGAUGAUAACAAGAGUUGCACCCUUUUUGAAAAAUGUGGAAUUAAAAACGAUGUUUUUGUUGUGUAGUGCGGCGUA